AUGGGCCCCUGUACCGCCUCCUCAUGCUGCUGCCAGGCCCGUAAUCUGCCAUGGGCCCCCGUACCGACUCCUCAUGCUGCUGCCAGGCCCGUAAUCUGUCAUGGGCCCCUGUACCGCCUCCUCAUGCUGCUGCCAGGUCCAGAGUGUCUCCUGGGUCCCUGUACGGCCUCCCAUUGCUGCUGUCUCCAUCGCCACACUCUGCCAUGUGCCACUUUCAGGUCUCCUCACACUGCUGGUGGGUUCCAUUUUGUCAUAGGGUGCUGUAUGGCCUCCCAUUGCUGCCCCCCACCGCCACACUGUGGCUCCACACUCUGGUUUUGGCCCCGUGACUGCCCAAAUGAGUGAAGUGUGCGGUGAUUCUAAGAUCGACGGCACUCAUCUGCAUGUCAUACUGACUGACAGUAUUAUUUCUCUUCCCCAGCAGACUCCAAGGGCAUUUAAAUUAACGGUACAGUGUUCUGCACUAAUAUAA
Molecule: messenger RNA, 472 nt
Organism: Staurois parvus
Lineage: Eukaryota; Metazoa; Chordata; Amphibia; Anura; Ranidae
Source: the annotation of a GenBank genome assembly